AUGCGCUUGGUAUGCGUAAGAUAUGAACCAUGAGGGAAGAAAUUGAGCAAGCCUUCAGUCUGUUUCGUUGUACAACAAGCAAUACAGAGCAAUGGAAGGAAUAAGUUAAUACAAUAGAAAACUGUCAAUCAGUCUAACAGAGGCGAGGCCAGAUCUACAUUUGUCUUCCAUUUAAAAACCCUGGUUAUGGGAUUGCACAACAAACAAACAAGUCAAGACGACCGCGCUCUUGCUCAGAGAUCCAAGAUCCUUUUUGGCGGCAUCAACAUGGGCUAACUAGUCCUUUGAUAAUCCUUUUUUCUAGUACCUACAUCUCUGAAACUUCAAUGAGAGUACCGGGGCUGUAGCCAAUGUGGUAUAACCAUGACUGACUAUUUUCUAUCCAGAUUAUUCACUUGCACCUUCUUACAGUAAAUCAGUUGAUUGAUCAGGAACCGCUACGAUAGCGAAGACAUCUCUCGAUCCAAACAAAACGAAAACAAAAGUGCUGGAUCAUCAUGGGAUUGUUCCGGUCUUCCGAUGGAAUGCGUUUUAACCCAUUGUGGCACUCUUUCUCCCUCCUACUUACCCUAAUAUCGUUCAUCUUACUCAUGGUCGUCGUCUUCUACAAUGCUCCGAUUGACCAUGCCCACUCAACGCUGGAGGGUAAGGUUGGCCUCAGGAUGUGGUUCUUGACUGUCAACGAAACGUCAUCAAGUUUUCCUACCUGGACAAUAGGCACCAAAAGGUACUACGAUGCUGGAGAAGGAGAGGUGCCAGGAAGAGGGAUAGGAUUAGCAGCACCGGCUAGAAAUAAAGAAAGGGCGGCAGAUACGGGUUCUGGUGGUGAUGGGGGGCUUCACGCUUAUGGGUUUGGGAUCUGGGGAUGGUGUGAAUGGACAAACUCCAGAUGGACGGGUGACGCGGUUUGUACGAGGAAGACUGGUUACAAACUGCCAGACGACUCAGACAGCAGUUGGGAUUCCAUUUAUGAACUAGAGUUACCUUAUGCUGUCACCCAUGUCCUGUCAGGUGCUGCCAUACCCAUCCUCAUCACCCCCUUUGUGGUCCUUUCCUACUUUAUCAUUCUGUGCCUUGCCAUUCUAUUCCCCGGACCUUACCCCCCUUGGCCCGUCCCAAGCAAAUAUCCAGCAGAAGUCAAACAUUACCGUACCCGUUGUGCCUGGCUCCUACGCGACUGGCGUUUCAAUCUCUACUAUUUCCUUGCCAUGUUGGUUCUGGGAUUGAGUAUGAUUGUGACUGUUUUGGUUGGAAGGGGAAAAGUGAAUACUGAGGGAGGGGGCUUGAAGGCACGGCCCGGAACCGGGUUUGGAGUCUUUUUUGCAGCAUGGGCAUGUUGGAUUUGUUCACAGAUGCUUUGCAUGUGGAAGACAGGCAUCAUCAUGCGACGUGAAGGUAAGGAAAGGACCAAAUACUCCAAAGGCUAGAUGAUUGCACCAAAUCGACGACAGGUAUUCAGUUUGCUAGAUUGCCAAGGUUGUACCACAUAAUGCACGAUCACAAAAGUUGACUAUAUUAGUUCAUGGAGCCCGCUAUGCCGUCGAUGCUCAUGAACACAACUGAUUCCUUUCCAGUGACACUUUCGUCACCAUUUCUUUUGCAAACUGUUGAUGAAAGGUUGGCAAACUCCUUUGACUCUCCUAACAUGAGGGACCGAGGCUGUCUUUCCUUUCUGCCAAAACAUCACAGCUGUUGCACUAACACUUGUUUCUCUCCAAGCUAUUCUAGUUUUGUUCAUGCAAUCA
Cryptococcus deneoformans JEC21 is the source of this 1745-nucleotide messenger RNA. RefSeq lists its product as hypothetical. Gene Ontology annotation, cellular component: plasma membrane. The record is from RefSeq and is a predicted model, not a curated record. The transcript has 5 exons. NCBI's taxonomy places the organism in Eukaryota, Fungi, Basidiomycota, Tremellomycetes, Tremellales, Cryptococcaceae. The coding region runs from base 498 to 1427 and encodes 309 amino acids.